Molecule: messenger RNA, 2117 nt
Organism: Drosophila kikkawai
Lineage: Eukaryota; Metazoa; Arthropoda; Insecta; Diptera; Drosophilidae
Gene: Whamy
Product: WHAMM and JMY related
Biological process (GO): actin filament polymerization
Cellular component (GO): actin filament
Molecular function (GO): actin binding
Source: RefSeq, a predicted model, not a curated record
ACCACCGCGGUUAAUCAGUCCGCCAAACUGCUUUGUGCCGUUCAAACUGCUCCUCCGGCUGCCGAUCCGAUUUCUUUUUCGAUUAAUUCUGACUUUGUCUUCUCUCCGGGUGCUAGUGUUCCUGCCUGGACCCAACUACUCCACGGUGCACACGUGCCAUGGAGGAUUACUCGUACGCCUACAUCUCCGAGCCCGUGGAGUUUCGGCAGCUGGAGGGGAAGGCCAUUGACUUUCGCAAGACCUUCGAUGUGCGGGGCCAGGGCGUCGAUGAAAUGCUCCAGUUGUACCUGCGGAAGGCCAACCUGUCCGACGACCUCGAUCGUCUGCCGGCCAUCAUGCGGCGAGCUUACGUCUAUGACAUAAUUAGGAGCAAUAAGGGGCCCGGUUAUUGGGUGCCACCGUCUAUGCAAGUGAGCAGCGACGUGUUCGCCAAUCCGCCGCCAGCAGUCCGCCCGCCGCCCUACUACGCCGACAACGCCAGCAUCAACGGCAGUCUCGACGGCAUGAAGAGCUCCUCCUCGUCGAACAGCCUGGACAGGUAUGCUGGCGCUCCGCCAGCCGUUGCCCUGGCGGGUCCCAGCUUCGCCACCAGCGUCCUGGUUAGCAGCAAGGGCUCCAAGUAUGAGAUCAGUGGCCCUGUCAACUUUCAGCACGUAUCCGGUGAUGUGACCCGGGAUCGCACAAGGAACGCCUUCGAUUUGAAUGCUGAGUCCAACGACAACGUGUUGCGGAAGUACAUGAUAGAGCGGGGCAUUACGGAGGCGGAUAUUAGCCACAUGCGGCACCAAGAUGUCGUCAAGAAGAUUGUGCACUCCAACUACACGUGGAUGCCCGCCAAGAGCGAUUUUCAGGCCAAGCCCCAUGUCCAGGAACCGGUCAGGCCGCUACUCUACGCCACCAUUUCCACUAACAACCAAAUAACGCCCCCGCCAUCGCCUCCGCCGCCACCAAUGGCAGCCGCUGCGAAGCCGGCGCCGGCUCCGAGCUUCUCCAACUAUGCCUCACUCACCUCACGCUUCGUGGACAUCUCGGACAUGGAUCUGCCUGCUGCAGGACCAGUUGCUCCACCUUCCGUCAGACAACAAGAGGUGGGAUCCGUGAUUCCCGUUCACGUCCAGCCCCAGCAGCAGCAGCAGGCUAAACCGAAGGUGCCGCCACCUCCCUCGGCAGUCACGGCGAACAACUCGCAUGUUCAUGGCUAUCCGGCGGCCAUCGACAUCCGCCAAGUGCGGCCCUCGGCUCCUCCGAAAACGCAAAACGCUACUUAUGCCACUAUUUCGCCGCAGCGCAAGGCGGGCACCAUGCGCAUUCCUCCGCCGGCGCCGCCAAAGCCAACGAUAGUUCCGAACACCAACUCGAUGGCUUCAAUGUCCCAGGUGCAGUAUGCGCCAGCUGCUAAGCCGCCGCCACCUGCUCCUCCGGCUAAGCCAACUUCUGGAUCCAGGACUCCAUCUGCUUAUAUACCUCCGGCGGCGGCACCGAUGCAAGCGUACAGUCAUGUUCCAGCUGCACCGCCACCGAUGCAAAAGCAGAUUAACCAUGUUCCACCGCCGCCUCCUGCGCCCUCGGCCGCCGUUCCGCCACCGCCGCCUCCCAUGCCAAUUGCCGCUGCAGGUGGAGCGCCACCACCACCGCCGCCUCCACCAGCUGGUAUGGCCGGAGUUCCGCCGCCGCCGCCUAUGCAAAAGUCCCAGCCAAAAGCUGCUCCGGCGGCCUCUGCCGGCGGUGAUGAUCGCGGCGCACUCCUCGCCAGUAUACGCCAGGGAGUAGCAUUGAAGAAAGUGGACCAGAAGGCGGCCACAAUUAGCGGCAUCAAGCCACGACCGGAGCGAAAGCCAGCCACCACCGACUUCUUGAGCGAACUCAAGCUGGGCAUCACGCUGCGGCGGGUGAAGAAUCCGGCAGAUAAUCCCUAUUCCGAGGAGUCGCAGGCGUAACCAAAACUUUGGCGGCCAAAAUUUUAACGGCGGAGCACUUUACAACACUGACGGCGGCAACCAGUGCUGCAGACUGAGCAAUUCCGCGAUUCGCCAAUUCAAAUAAUUUUUUAUUUUUAACAUUAAUCACCAUGACAAAUGAGCACACAAAACGUUUGUAAAUAAAAAUUGUUCAUCAGA